AAUUUUUAAUGGGAAGUGGGGAGUUUCACGCCACGCCUCUGCGUGAAGAAUUUUUUAGUCAGAUUUAAGCAAGUUGAAUCUAGCUGCUCAUAGAGCACAUUUGAUCGUUUAGCGUGGCAAGCCGUGGACAUGGCCUACCAUAACCAGUAUAGACCACCUCACUAUAACAGCGCGCCGCCCGAUCAAGGCUUUUUAUGGAAUAUAUUUCAGAGGGUAGAUAAAGACAGGAGCGGGGCAAUAUCAGACACAGAGCUUCAGCAGGCAUUAUCAAAUGGUACAUGGACACCUUUCAACCCUGUGACCGUCAGAUCAAUUAUAUCUAUGUUUGAUCGGGAGAACAAAGGCGGGGUCAACUUCAACGAGUUUGCCGGCGUUUGGAAGUACAUCACAGACUGGCAGAACAUCUUCCGCACCUACGACAGGGACAACUCAGGGUUUAUCGACAAGAACGAGCUCAAACAGGCUCUCACCGGCUUUGGUUAUCGUCUUUCAGAUCAGUUCUACAACACACUGAUAGAGAAAUUUGACCGUCAGAAGAGGGGCCAAGUGGCUUUUGAUGACUUCAUUCAGUGCUGUAUUGUACUACAGAGGUUAACUGACGUGUUUCGGCGAUAUGACACAGAUCAGGACGGCUGGAUCCAGGUGUCGUACGAGCAGUAUCUGUCAAUGGUCUUCAACGUGGUAUAGCACAACACAAGCACACCUGCACUCUCCUGUGCCAAACGCCAAAUGUCCCUCCCCACACGGUCCUCAGCAGAGACUAGUCACUACUACCCUCUACAGGACGACACGGGGACGGGAUCUUUAUGACUCUUUAUUCCGUCUGUCUGUCUGUUUGUUCGUCUGUUAGUAGCCAUAUCAUAUUUCUUAACCAUUAUUAUUGAAAGAAUUAUGGAAUAUCACUCUUUCUCUGUGUUUAAUGAAUGUCGACAUUGUGAAAAUCAUAUUAAGACUCAGUUGCAUGCUUUUUGAUAAACCUCCUUAAUGUCAAAGCAUGAACUAAUGUUUCUUUCUUUGGCUGAAUUCAUGUUUACAAUGAAAUACUGUGAGUGCAGGUUGUGUUCGCCAUGUUAAGAUCCUUUUAUUUGGAUUGACUGUCAGCUCUUCCAUAUAUUUGUAAAGAAUUAUAUUUUUAAUCUGCACAAUAAUGUAAUUCAACCUUUUAUUUUAGGAAGGAGGUACAUAUGCUUUUGUAUGCCUUUUUCAUGCAUGAUGCCUUACAACUGUUAAAAUAACAAAACAAAAAAAGCUGUUUUAUUAAAAACUGGAACAUGUUUGAAAAUGA
Molecule: messenger RNA, 1285 nt
Organism: Ctenopharyngodon idella (grass carp)
Lineage: Eukaryota; Metazoa; Chordata; Actinopteri; Cypriniformes; Xenocyprididae
Gene: pdcd6
Product: programmed cell death 6
Exons: 6
Coding region: 130-687 (185 amino acids)
Molecular function (GO): calcium ion binding
Source: RefSeq, a predicted model, not a curated record